Darwinula stevensoni is the source of this 1409-nucleotide messenger RNA. The record is from the annotation of a GenBank genome assembly. NCBI's taxonomy places the organism in Eukaryota, Metazoa, Arthropoda, Ostracoda, Podocopida, Darwinulidae.
AUGAGGCCCGCGAAAAGUUUCUCGAGCGGCUGCGCAGAGCAGAACAAGAGGGGAAGCGUAGUGGAGGUCGACAUCAGAGAGCGGCAGGACGCGGUGACUCUCUGUUAUCUUUUGACUCGAGCUCCUCGCGCUCCUCCUCCUUCCGUCAGCAUUUUGUUUCGUUCUAGCGACAAGAUUCCUCGAAGGGGUGAGAUCGGGGGUGUGAGUGGAGUGCGGGGUGUCCGUUGCGAAUCAGAGUGCCAACGCAGACACCGUGCACGAACUCCAUUGCAGCCCGACAGCUCGUGUUUUUCCCGAUCUCCCGACUCAGUGUUCGACAUGUCCGAGGUGACGACUCCCACCCAGAGCCCAGCGGAUGGCUUCCACAUCACUCGACUGCGAAGCAAAAGACUCAAGUUUCGUCGUCACACGGAGCCGGACCACGCCCUCUGCUAUUCCGUGUUUUGGCAGGAUCCGCCUCAGAGUCUCGUGGACACCACCAUCGAAUUCUUGAAACGAAAGUACGAGGGCGAGCUGACGUGUGCCGUCGACGUCGGCUGCGGCCGCGGUGAUUCCACCGUCGCCUGGGCCUCGCAUUUCAAGUCCGUCAUCGGGACCGACGUGGAUCCGGCCAGGGUAGGGAGUGCAAAGAAAAUGCACCUCAACAGCCCCAACGUCAAAUUCGUGGUCUGCCCAGCAGAAAGUCUGAGCAUGGGAGACGAGACGGUGCAGAUGCUGGGAUCGAAGGCGGCCCACUGGUUCGACAUCCCGGCUUUCUUCAGCGAGGUCUACCGCGUCCUCGCUCCCGGAGGAGUUUGUGCACUCUUCAACUGCAAACUCGUUCCGUCUGCCUUCCCGAGCCUUUCCCCUCAGGACGAGGCCCAGCUCAUGGACGUCGUGAAAUGGGCGGAUUCUCGGUUGAUUAAGUACUGGCCGAAGGAGAGAAAUCACAUUCUGGAGGAAUACCGCAGCAUCGAUUUUCCCUUUAGGGACAAGGAAGAAGUGAGGGAUACCAUCCUAUAUCACGACGUGGACUUGAAGGUUGGGGAAUUGACGGAGUACAUUCAAAGCUGGUCUGCGUUCCAAGGCUUCCAGGAGAAGGAAGGCGAGGCGGCUGCGCAGGAUUUCAUGCAAACUUUCAACGAGAGAAUCCGCAAAGUGCUGCACGAGGCUACCGAAGUGAAAGCCCGCUUCCAUUAUUUUCUUCUCCUCGGUCGGAAGAGCAUGAGUUGAGGGAGAAGGAGCAGCGGGCCAGAGGACAGAGUUGUUAACAAAUUGCUUUCGAAAUGUGAGAGAAAAAAAAAAAGAUACCGGAUGAUAUGAAGAACCAUUGUGCCCCGAAGUGUAAGAACCAAUCACAUUCCGGGUGUGAUCAUGAGCCAGAAUGUUAUCCUGCCUAUUCACACAAAUAUAUUGCUUCCCCUUCUCUG